UUGUGCAACGUAAACAAGGAAGUGUUUACAUUACAUGUUGGCUGUGAUCUGAUGCAUUUUUAUGGGCAAGAAUGUUUCUGAUUCGUUCAUUUCGUAGUGUUCAUGCAAAAAUUGUUAAACCUGCCCUUCAAUUAGGAUCUGUAAGUAGAUUUAAGAACAUACGCGACAUGUCCAGUAUAUCUAGUUAUCAAUAUGAAACUUUGUCUGUGACUUCUGAUCAACCACAUGUACUUCACAUACAGUUGAAUCGUCCGGAAUGUUUAAAUGCAAUGAAUAAAAUUUUUUGGCAUGAAAUUUUAGACUGUUUUCGAAAAAUAAAAGAUGAUAAAGAAUGCCGUGUAGCUAUAAUUUCUGGUGCUGGCAAAAUAUUUUCAUCCGGUAUAGAUUUUAAUGAUAUGCUUGACCUCACAUCAAAAAUAACAAGCAAGGAAGAUAUUGCGCGCAAAGCUAAGUAUUUACAGUCCAUCAUUGCACAAUAUCAACAGUCAUUUACGUCAAUAGAAGAAUGUCAGAAACCUGUGAUUGCCGCUAUUCACGGAGGUUGUAUUGGAGGAGGUGCUAAUCUAGUGUGUGCCUGCGAUAUUCGUUAUUGCACCGAAGAUGCUUAUUUUGCUAUUAAAGAAAUAGAUAUCGGCUUAGCCGCGGAUGUUGGUAUUCUGCAAAGAUUACCAAAAGCUAUUGGAAAUGAUAGCCUUCUUCGAGAAUAUAUAUAUAGUUGUGAAAAAAUUGAUUCAGCUAAUGCCAAGGAUAUAGGUAUUGUAAGUAAAGUGUUUCCUUCGAGAGAGCUUAUGCUGAAGGCUGCAAAUCGUCUUGCAGGUUUAAUUGCAUCUAAAAGCCCAGUGGCGGUACAAGGCACUAAGGUUGCUCUUAAUUACUCUCGAGAUCAUUCAGUGAAGGAAGGACUAGAAUUUAUGACAUAUUGGAAUAUGACAAUGCUUCAGAGUGAAGAUGUCUUAAAAGCAGCUGAAGCAACUAUUACAAAAUCUGAGCAACGUCCUAAAUUUUCAAAGCUGUAACAGUUUCCAAGUAAAUGUGAAAAAUUUUUUUUAUUUUAAUUGAAAUAAUUAUCCAUUAAAUAUUGCUAUUACUAUUGAAUUUUGCUGCCUGUAGUUGUAAGUAACAGACAUCAAAUAAUAAUUUUCAUAUUUGAGAGAAUGACUUUUUAUUACAAGCCUUUUUUUUUAAAGAACUGUAUGACUAUGAUUACUAUAUUUUGAAAAGUUAUAUAUUUUUUCUUUAUAUGAAAAUUUAUGGAUUUUGUCUAACUGCU
This is a messenger RNA of Stegodyphus dumicola, 1270 nucleotides long. Its product is annotated as delta(3,5)-Delta(2,4)-dienoyl-CoA isomerase, mitochondrial-like. Gene Ontology annotation, cellular component: mitochondrion. NCBI's taxonomy places the organism in Eukaryota, Metazoa, Arthropoda, Arachnida, Araneae, Eresidae. The record is from RefSeq and is a predicted model, not a curated record. Gene Ontology annotation, molecular function: delta(3,5)-delta(2,4)-dienoyl-CoA isomerase activity.